Molecule: messenger RNA, 1083 nt
Organism: Glycine soja
Lineage: Eukaryota; Viridiplantae; Streptophyta; Magnoliopsida; Fabales; Fabaceae
Exons: 1
Coding region: 1-1083 (360 amino acids)
Biological process (GO): proteolysis
Molecular function (GO): aspartic-type endopeptidase activity
Source: RefSeq, a predicted model, not a curated record
AUGACUCGAGCACAAAAGAACGCUCAAGAAGCAAGAACGAUGACAGAAGACGAGGAAACUGAGGAUAAGAAAGAAGAACUUCAAGAGGAAGGAAAGCCAGAGGAAGAAGAAAAGGUGGUCUUAUCACCUAAAACCAAGAGUCAAAAGGCAAGAGAAGCUAAGAAGGAAGAAUCACCAGUCUUGCCGCAGGAUCUUCCGUAUCCUAAGGUGCCAACCAAGAAGAAUAAAGAGCGCUACUUCAAGCAUUUAUUAGAAAUAUUUAAAGGACUGGAGAUUACCAUGCCAUUCGGGGAAGCCUUACAACAGAUGCCCCUUUAUUCUAAGUUCAUGAAAGACAUCAUCACUAAGAAGAGGAAAUAUAUAGACAGCGAAAACAUUGUAGUAGGAGGCAACUGUAGCGCGAUCAUUCAAAGGAAGCUACCUAAAAAGUUCAAGGACCCCGGAAGCGUUACCAUCCCAUGCACUAUAGGAAAAGAAACGGUAGAUAAAGCCUUCAUUGAUCUAGGGGCAAGCAUCAAUUUGAUGCCCUUAUCAAUGUGUCGACGAUUUGGGAAUCUGAAAAUUGAUCCCACUAGAAUGACACUUCAAUUGGUAGACCGCUCAAUUACGAGACCAUACGGGGUUGUAGAAGAUGUCCUGGUCAAGGUUCGCCACUUCACUUUUCCGGUGGACUUUGUCAUCAUGGACAUCGAUGAGGACACAAAAAUUCCCCUUAUCUUAGGCAGACCCUUCAUGUUGACUGCCAACUGUGUGGUAGAUAUGGGGAACGGAAGCUUGGAACUGAGUAUUGACAAUCAGAAGAUCACUUUCGAUAUUUUUAAAGCAAUGAAGUAUCCACGGGAAGGUUGGAAGUGCUUCAAGAUAGAAGAGAUUGACAGGGAUGAUAAGGUCAAUAUUCUGGAUACACCACACACUUCACUGGAGAAAGAAAUAGUAAACAAGAUGGACUGUCUCACCAGUGAAGAAGAAGAGGAUCACAAGGCCUGCUUGGAAGACUUGGAUCGACAAGAAGUCAUUCCUGAGAAAGAAGUUUGUUUUCAGAUAUUAGAGAAAGAGGCUUUGCCCGAGAAAAAAGAAGGUUGA